AUGUCCUAUCUGGUCGCCGGAUCACUAUCUCGUUUGCUAUUACGGCCGCAAAGCUUCCUGGGCGUAUCGCUCUCGCGGAGAUGGGCAUCGACCGACCAAUCGCCUGAACCAGCUCGGCCGUACACCCCUCCAACCAGUCGACGUGCGCUUGGCCCCGCUGGGGGUAUCCUCCUUUCGCCAACGGCGGUUAAGAAUCUGUUCAAUUACCCUGAGUUUAAACACAAGAAACGGCCUAUCCUCCCAUUCAAAAAAUGGAGAUUGCAACGGAUGCGCCGACUCAAAGAUAACAAGAACAAAGUCUGA
Messenger RNA from Puccinia triticina, 303 nucleotides. RefSeq lists its product as uncharacterized. The record is from RefSeq and is a predicted model, not a curated record. The coding region runs from base 1 to 303 and encodes 100 amino acids. Lineage: Eukaryota; Fungi; Basidiomycota; Pucciniomycetes; Pucciniales; Pucciniaceae. The transcript is spliced from 2 exons.